AUCCAAUAAACCAUGGAGAAAGCGAAAGUUCAAUUAUUUACAAGAAAAGAACUUGUUCAAAAACCAGGACUUAUUAGAAAGCUCUUGAAUUGGGUUAGUUCUAAUGAUAAAGCAGAUGAGAAACAAAUGGUAUUUGCAGAGGAGCUUUUCGUUGAUAGUAUCGGAAAAUUCCUUAAUCUUGACAUCCAUAAGAAAUAUGAUACAGAAGCAUAUACAGUAGAAGAUCCAUUUGGAACUUAUCCUUGCAUGACUAUUCAUAAUUCAUUCAUUGCAAGAGAGUAUAUAAUCCAAUAUUUCAAGCAAGUAACCAAUAUUAACGAUUGGCUUUCAGUCCCUCAACUCAGAACUUGUGAAUGGUAUGAGCAAAUUGUGAUGACUAAGCUAAACCUUGUGACCAGGACUCUAAUGUUCAACCAACAUGAAAAAUUUGCUUUUUCCUUGAUGAAAUACAUCUAUAGCCCAAUAAGAUCCUACAUGAAGUACUCACAACUCAAAAGAUUCAUGAACUGCUGUAGUACAACAAUCGGAUGCUCUGCUACCAUGAGUGAUAAGAACAACAUGCAAUGUUAUGAUAUUGCCAGAGAUAUCUACGAGAAACUCAACACCAAGCUAGAGAAUAAUGAUUAUUUCUUCCAAAAAGACGAUGAACUGACCAAGCAAGUUUCGUCCUUAGACCUUGUUGUAUACUGAUAUCUUAAAGAACAACUAGUAAAUAUCCCAAAAUCAGAGAUUGUGGGUAUGCUUAAGAACAAAUUCCCAAAUCUAGUAAAAUUUGUUAAGAGGAUGGAGAAAGGACUUAAAACCCCUGAGAAAGCAUCUCACCUAAGAACUCAAGGGCUAGGAUACAAGAAAAAUUUCAAAGAGUGCCAAGCAACGGUAAAAGAUUUCUUCCAGCCAAGUGAAUAUACAAGCAAGGAUAGCCAGUUAACUAUGUUUGAGGAUAAAUCACAAGCUUCGAAAGUCAAUACAAGAAAGCUCUGUGUUUUAUUCAUGAGUUGAGCUUUUAUGCUCCAUCUCAGAUUUGGUAGAACAGAAAUGAAUCCUCAAUAAAACCAACAAUGCAUUUAAAUAGAUUCUUUCAAAAUA
Moneuplotes crassus is the source of this 1086-nucleotide messenger RNA. The record is from the annotation of a GenBank genome assembly. Lineage: Eukaryota; Ciliophora; Spirotrichea; Euplotida; Euplotidae.